Rhododendron vialii is the source of this 928-nucleotide messenger RNA. RefSeq lists its product as uncharacterized. The transcript is spliced from 3 exons. The record is from RefSeq and is a predicted model, not a curated record. Lineage: Eukaryota; Viridiplantae; Streptophyta; Magnoliopsida; Ericales; Ericaceae. Bases 174 to 641 code for a protein of 155 amino acids.
CCAUAAGCAACUUUAAAAAAAAUGACAGGGUGACUGUACCCAACCAAACCACGCUUUUAACCAUUAGCUUCUCUCUCACUCACUCACGGAUCAUAGUCAUACCAACCGUUUCUCUCUCUACAAAUCGACUCUGUAUCUGUAUCUAUCCUCUUUCUCUCUCCCCCACAUUGAACAUGCAAAGACAGUCUCUGGGCUCACCAAACUCAAAGCUCCACAGUACUAAUGGAGGAACAUUAAUGGGGGCCAAGGAAAUCAAUCUCGUGACCGGAGACGACCAGAGGCGGAAGGACCAACCGUCUUCGCCCGCCGCCGCCGAUGGAGACAACGACAAGUCACAGAAGCCUCACAAAUCGCCGCCUCCGAAACCCGAGAAAUUCGUCCACGUCAUUCCGAUCCUCACCGUUGUUUGCUUCCUCAUUCUCUACCUCUCCUCCCACGAUCCGUCCCAAAAAGAUUUGGCUCAGUUCAGUGGAUUCAAACGAUUGUCGAAGUCUAUAGAUUCAACCGAGGCCGAGGAUUCUGGAGGAUUUUUAGACGUUGAAAAGAGCGAUGUUUUGGCGAUUCGGAGUCUCAGAAAUUUGCAGGAGGUCGGAAAGCACGGUCCGAAAUCCCGGCUUCACCGGAAAAUCGGCGAUUUCUAGCUUUGCAUUUUACGGUCAUGUUUUAUGUCCCUCUGCCUCUCUCUCUCUCUCUCUCUCUCUCUCUCCAUCUUCUGCUGAGUUCAUCACAAGCAUGACUCCGUCGGUGUUGGUCGCACGUGGGAACUCAGUAAUACUACUCUUUACCAUUCUUUUCGCGCGUGCAAAUGCAAUUAUGCAUGUAAAUUUUUUGUUUGGUGAACGCAACUCAAUCUAUAGUAAUUUCAUUUCACUGAAUGAUGUAUUUUAUUUUUUACAGUAUUUACUGGAGUAUGAAUAAUGUUACUCAA